CAGGACGGCGGGACAGACGGACGUGCUCAUGGAAAGGUGACUUCUGUAGUUUAGGACUGCAGUUAAAAUGGAUGAAUUCGUGCAUUCAUUGUUUUUUGAAGCCAAAGAUCUGACAAGCAAAGAGAAGGAGAAGAUCAGGAGAUACUUCCAGAUAAAAAGAGAGUCUGGGGGAGGCGAAUGUGGAAACAUUGAAAAGGUUGGAAACAACAUCUAUAAAAUCAGCUUCAAGGACAAAGAAGUUCAGGAAAGGGUUUUACAGAAAAAGCAACACGUCGUGUCUCUUCCUGAUGGAGAACAAUGUCUGUUAACCGUAACCAGUUCACCAGAGGGUCCUGAUCAGCCUUCGACUAGCCAGUUCCAGGCGUGUGCAAAAGGGAACACUAAAGGUCUUGAGAAGAUUUUCAAGCCAGACGUUUUUCUCCUGUAUUACCUGAGAGACAACCCCAAAGCAAACAAACUAUUAAUCAAGCAACUUGAAAUAAUCGGCUGCACAGUGGACUUAGAUUUUGAUGAAGAGGAGGCAGUGGUGAGGGGGGAUAUUGAGAAGGGGCCUGGAGGGGCUUCUGGUGGUGCUGCAGAGAAAUGGGAACUACAGGUUGAUCAGGUCUUUAUCAAUCUCACUGACCGCUACCUCUGCCAUCAUGUCUUUGAUCAAAAAGAAAUCAAAAUGCUGCUGCAGGACUCUUCCUUUGCAAAUGAUGACAUAAUAGUGUACAAGGAGAGUGGUUAUGCUGUUGUUGUGGGAGAGGUUAAUGAUGUGAAUGAGAAGAUUGCAGCUCUGGAAAAAAACCUGCCGAGCCGGAAGACCGUACCAUUUGUGGAGAAGCAGUUCAAACUGGUAGAAGAAGAGUUUGAUCGAGAAACACGUGCACGUUUUCCAGAAGUUAAAAUCCUCAAAGGAAGUGAGGCGAUCAUCUUGGAAGGCCCUGAUGAGGAGGUGCAGUCAGCAGCUGCAAAACUGGACGAACUGAUCAAGAAGAUAAAAGAAAAGAGAGUUCAGCUCUCUACACCUUUAUUAACGUUCCUCACAUCCAGCGGUGCCAUCGCCAAGUACCGGACUCGCUUCCAGCAGAGCCUCAGAAAUCCUGUUUCCAUAGAUGUGGGAGUCCAACUGGUUCUGUCCAGUUUGUCCUCUGAUGCCCUGGAUGAGGCUGAAGCAGCACUGUCGAGGGACCUGAGUGUAGUCACUGUACAGCUGCAGGGUGCUGCAGCUGUACCUCCAGAUCUAGACAGAGUGAAAGAAAUCCUGAACAAAGCUAAGAAUGAUGCAAACAGCAGCGAGCUCAGAGUGGACGUCAGCUUCAUCCCAGGACCCAGUGGCACCACUAAAGUACGACUGGUGGGCUACAGUGAGAUUGUGAACCAGCUUAAAGAGGUUCUUCAUGACUACCAAGUGAAUCACGGUGCAACUCAAGAAGUGCUGAACCUUCCAAAUCCUGAACUGGUCGACUGUUUUGAUAAAAUUUUAGACCUGAUUGGCAUGAAACGGACUAAAGUGACCUUAACAGCGUCACAGUUUCCAAAUCCUUGUGUGCUCUUGUCUGGUCCCCGUUGUCAUGUUCAGGAAGCCAAGCAGGCCCUAACGGCUGCUUUAGCCAGUCUGACAUACAGUACUUUAACUCUAGAUGGACCGGGGCCUCAGCGAUAUUUCCAAACAGAUGGAAAAGUGAGCAAAGAGCUGGUAGAGAGCUCCUGUCAGGUCAUCAUCAGGGAAAAGCAAAGUGUUCACUCACCAAAUGUAGUACCCCGACCACGAAGCAUCAGCAACACCCCCAGCAUCGCACUGUCCACAGGCCUCUCCAGCACUGCCAGCACCUCUGUGGUCAACAAACCAGGCAUAAAGCUCAUACCUGGCAGCUUAGAAGAUGAGCAGGUGAAUGUGUUGGUGGUCCCCAUGCUGGGAAAGCAGCUGAGGUCUACAAAAGUGGGUUCAUCUCUAUGGACUAAAGCUGGGGACAAACUCAAGUCAAACUUUGACUCGGCAGCAGCAAACUGUGUCGUCGCCCCUGGUGAUGUUCUGCAGGUUGACGGGCCUCCGUCUCUCGGCUGCUCCAAGAUCUUCUUCAUCGAGUGCCUGCCUUGGGAUGGAGUCAGAGGAAAGAGCGCGCAGGCUCUCAGUAAUGGCCUGAAGACAUGUUUGGACAUCUGUGCACAGAAGCGCUUUAGUUCCGUGGCCUUGCCAGUCAUCGGACCUGGAAUUGUGCUAAAAUUCCCGCUGAGGGAAGCUGUUCAGGUGUUGACCAACAGCGUUUGCCAGUUUGGAUUAUCUGCAUCCGCUGGGUCCAUCUCCAACAUCCACAUCGUCAUUAAAACCGGCUAUCCUGACUCAGAGGAGUGCUACCACAGGGUCUUCAAACAACUCAGCUCAAACAUGAACCAGGGAGGCCAAGCAAUCUUCAGACCCCUCACCAGUGACCUCGAUGACGUCACCAUGACCAUGGGGGGCGGCGUUAAGCUACAGUUGGUGUUUGGUGACAUCACCAAUGAGACGACGGAUGUUGUGGUGAACUCGACCGACUUCACAAAUUUUGAUUGCGAUGGCGUCUGCAAAGACAUUUUAACUGUAGCUGGACCAGAGGUGCAGGCUUUGCUGGAGGAAGCAAAUGUGAGCCGAGGAGAGUUUUUCGUUUCUGAGCCUGGACAGUUCCACUGCAAAUCCAUUUUCCAUGUGUGCGGAGAAAAGGAUGCACAAGUUAUUGAAGAACUUGUCUGUAGCAUCAUUGAGACCUGUGAACUGUCUGGAUUCCAGUCUGUUGCAAUUCCAGCCAUCUGUGCCGGGACUGGUCAGUUGGACCCUGGCGUCGUGGCGGGUGCCAUCCUCCGAGGGAUCAACGUUUCCACAUCCUCUGGCCAUCUUCAAAGCCUCACUGACAUCCGCCUCGUCCUGAUUAAGAUCAAUGUCUUCUUGGCGUUUAAAGAGGAAGCAAUGCAGAUGUUCUCCACUGCCGUGCACAACAAAGCAUCAUCGCCGUGGUUGCGUUCGUUGCCUCCGUUGCCUCCCAAACCACAGCCACAACCGUCCGUGACAGCAGACCUAAGCAUGCUCCAUACCAGCUCUGCAAGUCAGCAGUCCGUCUUCCAGUUCCUGGGUCUUAGCAAAAAGGAAGUCGAUGAUGCCAUGGAGAAGCUGAAGAACCAGUACCAGGCGCAGUGCCUCACUCAAGUCUUCAAAAAGGAGGAGCUGCUCAACCUCACCCAUGAAGACAUGCAGGACCUGAUGCACCUGUUGGAGACCGAGGGUCUGCACGCAAAAAUGGACUCGCAUGGCAGUUUGACAGUGAGCGGGCUGAAAGACGGGGUCAGCCAGGUGAUGCAGAUGAUUAAUGGGGCUGUGAAAAGCAACCUCGAGAGGAAGAUGACAGUCAAGACAGAGGAGGAUUUGUACAGCCGAGUGGCCUGGUGCAUCCUGGGACAAAGUGGCAACUGGGAAAGAGUCCCCAAAACAGCCAAUCGCCGCCUGGAAAAUAAGGAUGUAGCGGCAGGAAUAGUGGACACACAGGGGAUCUUGUGGAGGGUGAAUCUACUGACAAUGGAAGCCACAACAUCGGUUGGACAGAAGACGAAGCUGAAACGACUGGAGAAUCUGGGAGACUUUACUCUCCCUCUGUACUGGGACAGCAUGACCGCCGACGAGGGCAUGAAGGUGGUCACACUGGACCCUUCCACUGCAGAGUACCGCACAGUAAAGGAGGCCUUCAAAAGAACUGUCACCCAGGCUGUCAUGAAGAUUGAGCGUUUGCAGAACGUUCAUCUGCGUCGCACUUAUGAAGCACAGAAGAAGCAUAUUGCCGAUAAGAACGGAGACGAGGGCGGAGCAGGUGAAAUGCUUCUGUACCACGGCACCACCAAGGACAACUGCGACUCCAUCAUGAAAACUGGGUUCAACAGGAGCUUCGCUGGACAAAAUGCAACCCAUUUUGGUCACGGAACCUACUUUGCCGCAAACGCCAACUACUCAGCUCAACACACCUACUCCAGGCCAGCAGACGAUGGUUCUCAGUUAAUGUUCGUGGCUCGAGUGCUGACAGGCGUCUACACUCAGGGCCACAAGGACAUGAAGGUGCCUCCACCGCGAAACAGCCAGGUCCCUCAUGACCGCUACGACAGCCUGGUGAAUGCAACCAACAACCCAUCUAUAUUUGUUGUGUUCCAUGAUAACCAAGCUUACCCAGACUACCUCAUCACCUUCAAGUGACAGUGAGGGGUCCAUGAUGAAAGUAACGCUCUGAGCAAGUCUGUCCAAUGACAGAGUUUUGAUUCUUUGAUGUUUACUUAAAAUGUAAUUAUAUAUAGAUAUUUACAUGUAUGAAGCAGUAUUUUUCCAAAUGAAAUUGAACUUGAAAUGAGAACACUACGACGAUUACAACAAUCUAUGUUUUAUGUUCUUGUGAAGAAGAACGGGUUAAUUAAAAUCAUGAAGGUUUUAUGCACAAACGUAACUGUAGCUGCUUGAGGACCUGCUGGGAUGAGAGUCUUUCACUGAUGCACUUUGUCUCUGACUUCUGUGGCACUGCCUUUUUAAUAAGUGAUGUAUGAUAUUGAGUUUGUCUGGGAAGCCAUGAACAAGUCUGAGCAUAAAUAAAGUUUGUUCAAUCAUU
This is a messenger RNA of Stegastes partitus (bicolor damselfish), 4598 nucleotides long. It is a transcript of the gene parp142.2, whose product is annotated as poly(ADP-ribose) polymerase family member 14-related sequence 2.2. Gene Ontology annotation, molecular function: transcription corepressor activity; NAD+ poly-ADP-ribosyltransferase activity. Gene Ontology annotation, cellular component: cytoplasm; nucleus. NCBI's taxonomy places the organism in Eukaryota, Metazoa, Chordata, Actinopteri, Pomacentridae. The transcript is spliced from 14 exons. Gene Ontology annotation, biological process: protein poly-ADP-ribosylation; negative regulation of gene expression. Bases 68 to 4195 code for a protein of 1375 amino acids. The record is from RefSeq and is a predicted model, not a curated record.